GGAGGGCGCCUCUUUGGGCUAAUUAGCCUGCUAGCAUGGGAUGUUUUUAACAAGUGAGGGCAGCGGGAGGAAUUAACCGAAGUGAACCGGCGGCCGGACGUCGGCUCGCCCCGCCGAGGCGCCGUUUUCCCCGUUUCAGGGAGCACGUUCAGCCCGUUGAGCCAGCGGCGGCUCGUAGCCAUGCUAGCCGGCUAGCUGUUAGCUACUAGCGCAAAAUGGCCUCAUUGUCGCUCGGCGGCUCCGAUGCUGAAAAGACAAAGCAUGCGGCAGUCACGGCCAGCAGCCCCGGGCCGAGCCUCCCGGGCCCCGGCCCCACUCCCCCGGCCACACCGCCCACCACACACACACGUCGUUACCGGAGGAAGGACCCGGGUUUACCGGAGCCGCCGUGUUUUUGGGCUGAAUUGUUAAUUUAGCCCGGCUAGCUGUGGAAGUGCUGGUUUUCAGUGCAGUGGGGGAUGGGUCAUGCUAGCAGCCAUUGACGUAAAGCGAGGCUCCUAGCAUGGAACAGGACAAGUGUUGGGUUCAAAUCCCACAACUCUGGAUCCAACACUUCAACAUCUGUAUUCUCUUGUUUAUCAGUGGAACAUCUGGUUGUGUGUGAACUCCACCACCUUCCUCUGCCCACACGCGAUCCCUCGUUUCCUGGUGUCUGAAGUUUUCAGUUCACAGCAGCAACGUGAGGUUCAGAUGAAGGAUGAGUUUAAUGAGCAGGAAACUUCCAUCACUGCAGCUUGAGUAGGACAAGUUGUAUUAAUACACAGAUGAAGUACUAUUACAGUUUGUAAUGUUUAAUGGAACUUGCUGAGGUUUUUUUCUUUCUUCACUUUCUGGUUUUAUUGUUAUUUCAGCUUAUUGGUGUUUUUGUUAUUGACAUUUUGUUCAUUUGAAUGUCUCCAUCAGUUUUGGGAAUUUGCUGCAAAUUAUUUUUAAAUCGUUUGCGAAAUGCAGAGCUGCAACUAACGCUUGUCAUUUUUUAUCCUUUUCCUUAUUGAGCAACUUGCAAAUAAUUCUUUUGAUUUCACCUUUAGUCUGUAAAAUGUGCCGUGAAUCAGGGGGACGUCCCAGGGAACAAGGUGAUAGACUCAGACGUCAGAAAACCACAAUUAUCCAGUUCUUAAUGAUAAAUACAUAAAAGGUCAAAGUUAAACACUCAGAAGCAACAACUCAUCUCAUGUUAGAGGCUGGAAUUUGAUCACAUAUGACAGUUUUUCUUAAUAUUUUGUAUUAAAAAAAACAAGAAAAACACAUUUACCUAUUAAUAAACAGAAUAAAGAAGCAGUAUCUGUAUGAUUUUUGGAUAUUAAUGUCCUUCCACAUAGUUGGAAUAGCAGUGUGUUCAUUACAGGAGUUGUAUGAUGUAACACUCGUCUCCUACAGAUGUGUGAUGGCAGCGAUCCAAAUAAAAAGCCAUUUUGAGUCGUAUUUCUUACAAUAAAGAUAAUUUAAAACCCUGGCCAAUGAUCUGUAGAUUUAUUGUAUUUAGAAGUAAUUUCCAGUUUUUGAGAUUUAACCCUAGAGUUCUGAAAUAUCGGGGGGGUGUUCAGAAGCAUUGAUCAAUAUACCUGUCAAACAAAUCUCAUGUCCACAACCUGUUUUCUCUUGUGUGUGUGCAGUGUGUGUUCUCUCAGGAUGUCGCUCUUCCUGCUGCUUUCAUAUCACACUCUUUACCAGUUGUUUUUCCUUCAGGGAGAUAGUGCUCUCUAGUGACUCUUAUUUAACAGGGGCCAGCACCACACGCACAACACAAGACGACGACACAUGUCCAUUUUCAAUUGUCUCUCACUCUUUGUAUUGUAGAUGUCCCGGCACCUUCAUGAAUGACUUUUUUUCCCCUAUUCUGUCCACUGUCAGGAAAUGUAAUUCUAUGCAAGCGGGGACUCAGAGACCUCCCGACUCCCAAGUGUCCGUUAGAUACUCCUCCCUUGACUCGGUAUGGAUUGUGACUUGUUGAAAAUGUGCUGCUGAUUUAGAUCAAAUCAUCUGAUCAGUCAGGUGAAGACAGUAAUUUAAUCCUUCUCUCUCAUUCAGAGAACUCUAGUGUCUAGUGUGUUCCUAAUAAUUAGGAACCUGUUGUGUAAAUGUUUAAGAAUAUGGUGUUGUUUUCUGGCCAUGAACUCUUAAAUGUGUUAAUUUUAACAUGCUUACGAUUUAUUGGCGUUUGUCUGGUGUCAAGAGGUAAAAAAUUGAAAGAAAAACAAAUUUCUUCAUUGUUGGUUUGAUGAUUUGUGACAUUAACCUCAGUGUCGAGUGUAUUUAGUUUCUUCCUGGUUUCCACAGACGUUUGGAUGGUUUUUUGUGAAACUGUUAACAACUCUUUAUUUAUUUUUCUACUUUGUAAACCCAGCUGCUUUAGAGUCCCAACAUGUGUGACAGAUAUCUUCAUUGUACCUUUUUGAUGACACUUUUUGUGAUUUGUCUUUCAAAUCUAUCAGCAAAAGAAAGUGGAGUCCCUCACGUUGCCCGCCCGGCCCACAGGUUUUACACUGAGGCUUCACGUGCAUCCCGUUUAUGUUGGGAGUCCGAGGGCUUUACCGCUAGCACGAGUGUUGUUGUGUUCCUGUAAGACAUCUGUGUGUGUGUGUGUGUGUGUGCGCCGUGGUGUGUAACGAGGAAGUUGACUCCGCUUUUCUUCCCCUCCUCAGUGAAGAGAAAGUGAAAAUCUCGUUCUACUAGUUUUCGAAGCUCGGUGUGUGUGUGAGUGUGUGUAGACCUGGAAACCUGAUAUCCCUUGUACAUAUUAGCGGUUCACGGUGGUACAAUGUAUUGUGAGUAUUUUGAAUGCUAUUUAUUUUUCAUAUUUUCCCCUUUACCCCCUUUUUAAAAGCACUUUAUUGAUUAGGAUCUCUUUUUGAUUUUCUUGAUCACAGGUGGCAGUGGAGAGAGUGAGUGCACUGAUCAUGUAACCUGAGUGCUGUUUUCUUGUUUUCUGACAAAGGUCUCUCUGGUCUGUGCUUACUUUGAUGCAGCGUCCGUCUUUAGUUGGUAACCAUGCUAUUUUCGGUGGCUCAGUGGUCUGUUAAAAGUGUGGUUGUUCCGCCCAGCAGGAGUCUUGCUUCAGACUGGCCUAAAAUGGGCAGAACUGGUGCUGAACAAAAGCUGCUUGUCGCUCGUACAAAAGUACUUGAAGCGUUGCAGCCGGGACCGAGCUGCGUUGCUAUUGCCUGUGCCUCUCAACAGGAAAGAGAGACAACAUGUUCCCAAAGGGCACCAAGCGCAAGUUCUCCGACCCCGGGGAGGAGCCAGUCUCCAGCGCCGACCAGAGCCAGGCGGCCUCGUCUGCAGCGGCGGUCCGGACGCUGACGUCCUCGUACAGCCUGCAGCGGCAGUCCCUCCUCGACAUGUCGCUGAUCAAGCUGCAGCUCUGCCACAUGCUGGUGGAGCCCAACCUGUGCCGCUCGGUGCUCAUCGCCAACACGGUGCGGCAAAUCCAGGAGGAGAUGACCCAGGACGGCACCUGGCAGAUAAUGACCCAGGCCCUGGCAGCUGCCCAGUGUCCGGCCGACCGCCUGGUGGCCACGGAGGUGCUGUGCCGGCAGACCGACGCGGCAGCGCAGGCCGGCCAGAGCCCCAAGCCCUUCUCAGUGGUGGGGCUCGAGGAGGGCUACCACGCCGAGGAGGUGGUGAUGGAGGGAGACGUGGAGACAGAGGUCACCAUGUCCACCUUGUCGCCAGUCUCCCCUCAGCUGUCCUCUGCCUCUUACCUGGCCGGCCCCUUUGGCAUGGGGCCCUGCUGGGAGGAGGAAGACGACGACGGUGAGUGCGAGGAGGACGAAGAGGAGGACAGCGAGGAGUGUGUGUCGGAGGGAGAGGAGGGGGACCGGGACACCCUGAACGCAGACUCCAGGACAGGGGAGCAGGUUUUUGGGACUUUUGAGAUCAAGCACCCGGCGCCGCCCCCUGACCCCGCGCUCGAGGAACUGUUUUCCGAUGUGGACCCGUCCUACUAUGACCUCGACACGGUGCUGACAGGCAUGCAGAGCUCCCCCAAGAUGGGGCCGUACGACCUGCUGGAGAGCCUUUCCUCUCACGGGCCCACGGCCCUGAGCUCCAGCUCGAGCUGCAGGUCAGACCUGAACGAACUGGACCACAUCAUGGAGAUCAUAGUGGGAUCCUGAAACCGAACAUUCCUCCGGCCUGUACCGAUCCCACAGACUCUUAACAGACUAUGCACAUUACACGUGCAUGUUCUGUAGGUGGUGUCGCUACACACAGACUUUGUUUGGGGGGUGGGGGGGGUUUGGGACAAAUUGGGAACCUAACAGCAAGCCAAGUAGAAUUGGGGACCGGCUGUUGGAGACGAAGUCAGUCUCCUCCGGGGCCUUCGUCUUUUACUGAACAAAACAAUUGGCGCUUGAGGAGGUGAGGGUGAAAUCAAUACAUUUGGGGAUUCACAUGCCCCCCCCCGGCCUGUGGGCGACGCAGUUAGUUUCCUACUCUGUCGAUGAAAUCCAAAACUCUGCAGCACCUGUGAGAGGGCAAAGAUAAUUACCUAUACCAUGAUGCAUUCUUAUUUACGUAUUUUCCAUGUUUACGUCUGUCAGUCAUUCUGUCAUACUAGCUCCUCCCUCUGGUCGUACUCUCUGCCAUUUUGUCCAUUUCUAUUUAUUGUUACAUGGACUGAGGAACAAUUCAUCACACUACACGCAUCAGAAACCAGAACAAAUUGUAAAUCCAAAUCUAUGAAUCAAUGCAUAUUUUCCUAAAGAUUUGAGCAAUUAUGAAUGGAAUAUAUGUAUAUGUACGUAUGUGUAUAUAGAAAUAUAUUUUUUGCAUUAUACAGCUGGGGGAUUUUGCAAGUAUCAUUUGAUAUUAUUAUUAUUUUGUUUCCCUCCCAGGAUUUUUAAAAUUUUAAUGUAGCCAGACUCGAGACAGUGUCUUCCCGUGGUUUGGUAUAACAAGUCAACUGCAGCAGGUGUCAUGGUCACACUUUAUAGGCGCUGUUCUUUCAUUUCCUCUAAAGCUUUACGCGGGGCAGGGGACUGACCGGCCGCCGGCCACCAGGCGCCGGCCGACAUUUGUUUGUUUCUGGUGAGUUCUUCACGAGUCAGUGGACGAAUGGAAGUUGGUUUCCUGCCCUUUUCCUUUUUCUUCACAGAUCUAAUAACAAUAAUAAUAAUAGCAGCUUUUUUUCUGAAGCGCUUUGGAGAAACCCCGGAUGAUAACUGCAUCAAGAAGCCAUAUUUUCUUUCUCUCAUUUGUUAGAACUACAACAGAUGAAGAAUUCUUUGUGUUAACCCAUCUAAUUUAUUGUUUUAUUUAUUGUAUUUAUUAUAUCUAGGUACAGUCAUGCCAUAUUGACGUCAUUGGCCCGAUGAAAUUAUAUUUAUCCAAAUUUCGCCCUCCGCUUUGAAUGCAGUACCUAUUUAUUCCUCAAAUUUUUUUUUUUUUGUAAUAACAACCGGGUUUCUAUUCAAAUCACUAUGCAGCUCUGUCAUACGUGUUUCAAAAUGAUUGUAUACGACUCAAAUGUCCUUUAAUUCCUUUAUGCAAACAGUUGCCUUUCUCCUAAAGAUGUGGAAAAUCAAAUGCAUUUUUCAAAAUUGUUCCUUAUCGUGAUGAAGAGAUUAACUCAGGCAAACAAAAUGUAUUGAAUAAAAUACAGUAUUACGACACGCUUAAUACCUUACCGCAACACUCCUGAAGGAUGUCACUCUGGUCUGAAUGGGAGCUAGAACUUCAAAGACUAAUUACCGUUGUAAAAUGUAUGCAUUUUUUUAUAUUAAGGAAAAAACAUUGUAGCAUCUUUGUAAAUAUUUUUUAUAAUAAAAGGUGCAACUAUA
Molecule: messenger RNA, 5783 nt
Organism: Platichthys flesus (European flounder)
Lineage: Eukaryota; Metazoa; Chordata; Actinopteri; Pleuronectiformes; Pleuronectidae
Gene: cdca4
Product: cell division cycle associated 4
Exons: 2
Coding region: 3195-4118 (307 amino acids)
Cellular component (GO): nucleus
Molecular function (GO): transcription regulator activity
Source: RefSeq, a predicted model, not a curated record